AUGGAUUUAUCCUAAGUACUCUAUGUAGGAACCAUAUCCACAUUUACAAGUGAAGCACCCAUAACAACAAGUUUUUCUAAAAAUAUAGGCUGGCUUAUGAAUAUUAACCCAUCAGAGAUACAACAGAAGCAAUAUGAUAUGUUUCUUAAACAUCAACCAAUGCAAUCACAUAUAUCUAAUGUAUCCGGUUUUGUCACAUUUGCAGCCAGUACAAGAGAGUUCACUGUUUUUACAUCUAAUUAGGAAUACAAUGGGAUAUACACAUUAAAGAUGCUAGGUAGAAUUAACAACGAGUAAAGAACUGAAGUUUCAUUUAAACUAAUUAUGAUAGGUGCCUGUUCAUAUGCAUCUAUAACUUCUACUUAAUAGUCCGAUAUUACAUAUACGCUAAAUUCGGGUCUACAAAAUUUCACACUUAAUGCUUUUAAUGCCAAUACAACAGGUUGUUCGAUAACAUAUACUUUAUCCGAUGCAUCAGCAAGUCAUAAUUUUAAUUCAAAUUUGACAUAAACCUCUGUACCUAAUCUUUUUACAUUUGAUUAAACUUCAAUGGUUAUAAGCAGUAAUCCAACUUUGAGCUCCUAAAUUGGAACAUACAAUUUAAGCCUUGUUGGAAUUUUAUUAUAUCCUUUAUCAGACGGUGAAAUCAAUCCAAAAAAUGGAACAGUCUAUAUCAAGUUUUAUAGUGAAUGGUGGGAAAAAUUGUUUGAUUGA
Messenger RNA from Stylonychia lemnae, 714 nucleotides. Lineage: Eukaryota; Ciliophora; Spirotrichea; Sporadotrichida; Oxytrichidae. The record is from the annotation of a GenBank genome assembly.